UAAAAUGUUCAAAGUUUUAUUUUACGCGGCAAAUAAUAUAAAUUAAACUUAAUUUAAAAUAAGUGCAAUAAUUUAACUCUAUUUUUAGUCUUUCAUUUAAAAUUAAUUAUUGUUUUUAUUAAAAUUACUAUUGAUUUUCAAACCAUAAUGUACGAACCAAACAUAGAACGUCAAUAUUACUUAUUUAUAAACUAACAGAUUGUUAACAUGACAAAUUUAACAAUAGCAAAUGACAAAAUAUAUUUAAGUUUUUCAUGAUUUAAAAGUUUACCAAACAUUGUACACAUCAAGAUGAAGAGAAGCAAGGAAUUAAGAGACAAAUCGGAGGACUUAGAAAAGUUAGCAGUAGUGUUUUCUAAAUAUGAAGUACUCUUCAAUCCCUCGCAUAAUAAGACCAAAAGUCUCCAAGUCAAGCUCGCUCAAGCAAAGGCAUACAAGGAAUUGGUCAGAGAACUUAAUUUACCAGAUAUCAGUACAUUGAAAGCACAAAUACAACGCUUGAAGACUUUCUCCUACUGCAAGAUGCGUCACUGCGUAAGCCGAUCGGUAAACCGAGGACUACACGGUCAUCGCGAUGCGUUGAAAUAUGCGCCGGAGUGGCUCAAAAAACUUGACGAACCUUGGAAUUUGUUCGAGAAAGCUUUCAAGGCCGAGUCGCGGAGCGGGCUGCGCAGCGGCGGCGCGGCGCGGCGCGCGCACCACGUGGUGCGGGAGCUGCUGCGCUGCGCCGAGCGCGCGGCGGCGCGUGCGCGCUGCCCGCGGGCCGCCGCGCGCGCGCUGUCGGCGCCGGCCUCCUUCCAGCCCUUCGCGCGCGCCGCGCGCCUCGACCUGGACCUCGUGCACGGCAUCUGGACCCGUUACUACGACCAAGCUGUUCACAAAUUAAUGGCCUUGAUUAAUGUAGGUGACUGCUCGGAAAGACUCGAUACGUUAAAACGUUUCACGUUGCAAGAUUGGCGCGUCAUAGACGUCAGCCUACUUUAUGAUGUCCGCCUGCGGAUCGUACGAGAGCAAUAUUUUUACAACGCUGUGACUUUGUAUCCCAUGAUCCUGCUCUUCAAAUUAAUGAUUGCGGCUAAAGAAAAAAUUGACCAAAGAAAUACAGCUAAGUUAAAAUCAAAUGAGUCCCACACUGGGUGCCAAAAAGAUAAAAGUGGCGCCCGAACCGAGACCGAAGGAUCGAAUACUGAUAAUGAUAAAGAAACGAAUGUUACACCAACCUGUAGAAAAGAUUCCGACAAUACUGUAUCGACAUCCCAAGCACAGCAUACGAGUGAGCUCAGUGAAGACGAAUUAUCGACACAUAAAGAAAAAUUAGAGAAAAAACCUCGCAAUGAGUACGAAACCGCGGAGAUAUGGGCAUUAGUGCACUCGAAAUACACGAAUUGUGGCCGGUCUGCGUCAGCGGUGUUGCUGCAAAAGCGUUGGUACGAGAUAAAGCAGCAGACCCGCGCGCUGCUGUGCGGGGCGACGCCGGUGCCGCUGCUGCUGGCCAUGGGCAAGAGGUUUCCGUUUAUUUUGACCGAGACGUUGCCCUCUUGGAAGGAACUCGUGAGGACUGAUCGAGUGUUCUUGGACAGUGAUUUAGAACCUUAUAAAUUUGAACUAUUUAAUACAGACUUGGAGGUACCUGAUAUUGAUGAAAAUAUAUUGUUUGAUGAAAUUAACGAUUGGAGUGAUGACGAAGUCGAAAUAAUUAAUGAGAAUAGAGAAGUCAUAACAGUGUCCGAUUCUGACGACGAACAGAUAAACAUUACAAAUAGAAAACCAAAUAUAGCUGACUUGCCAAGUGAUAAUAUAAAUAGGGAUGAAACAAGUUUAGAAAUAGAUAAAAUAAAUACUAAAAUAGAUGAAAGUGACAUUAGUAUUAAAACAAUAGAAAGUUUAGAUCCAACGAGCGCUAAAGUUAAAAUAAUUUUCGAAGAUGACUCAGAUUCCGAUGUCAAUGAAUAUCUGAAUUGUCCUGAAGAUAUUAAGGAUAUAACGUUAGCUUUGAAUAGUAAUGAAAAUCUCAAGGUCCUCAAAAGUAAUAUAUAUGAUAUAAAUACUCAAUUUAGUCAGGAAACUGAACAAAAUAGUUCAAAAAAUACAAGAACCAAAGACAAGGACGCGGGCCCUUCAAGUGAAUGUACGAGUUUAAGUAUCGAAAGAUCGAAUAUUAUUAGUAAUGAUAAAAUCGAAACGAAGACUGUAAAAGAUGAAAAACUAAAUUAUUUACUUAAUACAAUUUCUACAAAUAAACUUAACACUGCAUCACACAAAGAUAACAUUGCCAUCAAAAACGAAACUAACGAAAAGUUAGAUGACACUAAUACACAAUUAGAAGCUAUCGUUGAAAACAAUGACACUGUAAUUAAAAAUGAAAAAACAGUCGAGAAUUAUUUAUUAACUGAUGAUAUAUCGCACAGUCACGUUGAAGAUACUAGUCGUGUUAACGACGUAACUAGCUUGAUUGUUAAAGAAUCUGAAGAAGAUGAAAUUGAGUCUCUAGAUGAUUCUGUUAAAUGUGAAAUUGAUGAUAAUGACGACUCCACAUUCGUUGACGAGAAACUUGUAAAAUUAUCUCAGGUGGUGUUAACGCCGCUCGAAGAAAUAGACGUUUGGAGGAAAUUUUCGAAGUUAGAUACCAUAAACUGUAGACGAUUCAGCGUCAGAAAUUUCUCCAAAGUUAUACAUGUAACUUCGAAGCAACUAGCGAAAUGCCGGCCUUAUGUUCCUCCGUAUCGAGCCUCGAGAAACGGCAUCUCGAGACAGAAGAACUCGGAAUUAAAUCAAAUGGCGAAAAGUUUGAGACAUAAGCGAAGAUCAUUAACCAAGCGCUUGAAGUUGCCUCGGACAUAUUUCUCGCUUGAAUUUUGGAAUGAGAGGAACGUCGGAUUGCUGGAGUCGUGUAAGCCCGUGCUCGUCAGAUUGGAAAGGGUGUCGAGGGUCGUGAAGAAGGUCGAGCUGGCUAAUAUCGAGGAAGUUCGACGAAUCAAUAGGACGAUUUUGACGGCUCAAGUCGCUCCAAUAACCGUCGGGAGCAAUCGCACGAUUAUUAUCGAUUCCACUAAAGUCCAAGCACCGAUAUCAGAAACACAGGUUCGACCCACGAAUAUUUCUAUCGAUAAUCAAGAAUCGAAUGACGUAACACCUAAAACUCCUGCAUACUAUGUAAACCUACCCAGCGAAACUGAAGUGAGAGAAAUGAUAAAGAAAAUUGUGAGGAGAGGCGGAUUGGCUAAAUUACCAGACCCAGUUAUCGUUUUGCCCGCGAAGAACGACGUCGACUUUGGAAACAAACAGAGAAGGCUGGACAGGGACAUACGAGAGAUGAGCACGAGGCUGUUGAAGCAGCAACAUGAAAGAAUAGUAAAUAGGAAAGAAGAGACGAAACAAUCUCUGUUCAAUAAAGAGCUCAAGCUCGAUCCGAACAUAAACUGUUCUCAAGAGUGGCAGCGGCAGAAGUCCCAAAAUCUAAUAUAUUUCAACCUAAGACCCAAAGCUGACGAAACAGAUAGAAUAGAAAUUCAAAAUCAAACAAGUAAAAAUGUAAAGAAAAAGCGUAAAAAACCUAAGAAACCUAAAGAAAAGACAGAAGAAAAUAUUAAAAAAGAAGCAAGUGUAAUUCAAAGUGAAAACGUCAAUGACACAAUAAAACGAAAACAUGAAACUAUGAGUGACGUAACUAACGUUACCAAAGAUUUAGAAAAUAAUUUCUCGACAGUCACGUGUGUGAGUUCUCGUAAAUCAUCUGAAAGUGACAGUGAAAUGGGUAGACUAGUAAUUAACCUAGAUACAACAACAGAUCAAGAUUUAAAAAGGAAAUCUUUAGACACGCCACCAGAUACUCUAUGUAAAAUUACAAAAGUCGAAUCUAAGGCUACUAUUGAGACCGAGAAUACAUCAACAAUUGCAUCUGACUGCGUGAUCGAUCUGUGCGAUGACAGCAAUGAUAAAUUAGAUAUAAACGCACUUGCGAAUGUUCCUCGUGAUGGCAUUAAAGCACACGAUCAAGAAACACAGAACAAUGCAAGUGUACCGCAAAUAAAAAUAAAAAUAGUUCAAAACACUAUAGAAAUUAAUGGCGACUGUGAAAGCAAAGUACCAGAGGACAAGAGCGGUGAAAUACUAACAUUCCUAUCGAAAGUCGCCGCGAGAAUACAAGCGAAAAACAAAACAGCGGUGUCGACCCCGACUCCACUCACAAAUAACUCCACCGUGUAUUACGUUAUAAAAUCCGUCGACAAAGACCAGCAAUCAAAUGAAACGACUGACCUUAAAACACCAAACGCAAUCACAGAAACGAGCUGUAACAGAAACACCAACGUCCAACCAUUGAACAUAAAAACCGAUGUGCCGAAUGACGCGAAUGUCUCGAUCACUGCAAACCCCUCCUCGCUGUACUAUGUAGUGAAGGUACCGGAUCUUCAAGGGGGAGGGCCUUCUGUCAUACCGGAAUCACUGAGCCCCCCAAUGCCUAUAAUACAAAGCGUAUCCUCUCUAAAUCAAAUACCUCAACGAAUCCAAAAAUCUACAUUUCCGCCCAAUUUGCGAACGUAUCCUCAAAAUUUGGGAGACGAAAUCGACAUUAACUAUAAGAAACACAUGUCAAGCACUUCAAUGCCAAUGCGAAGAAACAACUCGGUGCCAAUGCCAAUAACGUCCGUAACGGCUUUGCCCAGUCACGAUUUGAAAACAGAAUCUUCUAGUAUGCCAUGGCCGAACACGAAUCAUCCAGCAACAGUGGCCAGUCAGAAAAUUUACCCGGUCACUGUGACGAGUGGUAACUCUAGAAGCGAGACUGCAAAAGAAGAAGUGGAAGGUGGUAUUCAAGUGAUACCGAUCUGGAACGUUCCCGAGACGAAUUUUAUGCCCAAGGUAGCGACAAAGCUAUCCACCAGCACUCAAGCAAACGAUUUGUUAUCUGUGAAGAAACAAACCCAGACAUCUCCGCGUAAACGAGUAUAUGGAGCAUGUAAAAAACGCUCGCCGAUAAUUGCGGACAAAUCUUUCAAUGACGAAGUGUGUCUCGUUAAAGAAGAAUUUCCACUCGAUAUUGUAGAGAACGGAGUUGGUUUACCUUCAAGUAAUGAUGCUCCACCUGACAAUUCUCUAAGACCAAGUAAUGUAAUUAAGCGAGAAUUCAGUGACGAUGAGUCAAAUUUUAAUUAUAUUGUAAAACUAAAACCAUCGAAGAAUAAUCCAAUAAAUUUAGGACAGUCUAGUGGUCAAGACGAUGCAGAACCUUCGAUGCUAACUAUAAUUAGAGAGAAAAAACGCAAAACAGGCUGCGAGCGUGUCAGAGCAUAUAGAGCGCGUCAAAGAGCCUUAAAAGCAUUAGCCGAUCGCAAUAAAAAAAUAAUCAUUGCGAAAACAUCGACAGAACGCAGUCGAGCGUUUAGGGCGCGUCAAAAAGCUAAGCAAUCUGUCGAUGGUAGUCAAACUACAAAUAAAACUUCAACCGACGAGUCUGAUAACGACGCCAUUAACAAACCACUUCAAGAUGAAAAUAUUUUAAAAUCGCCAUCAGAAAAUAGUAGAGAAUAUAAUGCGUGUCAAACGACCUUAAAUAUCCAUCAUAAUAAAAUUAUAAAUAACAGUUCGUCGGAAUCAGAAGACUUGAAAACUGAAGUUACUGAUCAAGAAACAAGUUCUUACCUAUCUGAUGCAUCGAACGAAGUAUCCGUAAAGGAUGAGCCUAUCUUUUACGGAUCAGAAUGAACCUCAAGUAAAAUUUAAAAAGACGUUACGACCGAUACUCUAAUGAAUGAACUAUGCUCAUCAAAUACAUAGAUUAUCAGCAUAGCGAAGCAAGCGAAGAAACGAAGCCAAACAUUAGUGAUUCGAUUGGACGUACAGCUCGACUUGAAUGUAAUGUUCCGUAAAUUUUAUAAUAACACUUGGAUUGUAGAAGUUAAUUUGACAACUCUUUGAAAUAUCAGGUAAACUAUCUGAUCGACGUUAGAUAACAACUAUUAAACAUGGAAAAUCAUAAAAUUAAAGAUUAAAUGGUGAAGAAAUACCCUGGAAGGAAAGCUGAUGGCAAAAAUACAUCAGCCACUCGACAGCAAACGUGUAUAUAUGUUAUUAAGUUACAGAAAACUACGAAAAAAACGAUGAUAUUAAUAUGUUUCCGAUUUGUCGGGCAAUUUCUUACAGUAAGAGUUGAGUUGGAUGAUUUAGUGUUUUAAUCCAACAAUGGGAUCAUGAUUUAUCAUCUAGAAUACGUUAUCUUUCACAAACUAACUAAACGGGAUGCUGAAAUUGAGUUUAUUAUAAGUUUAUCCUAAAUGUUUAAGAAAAGAUCGGAAUUUCUAACGUCGAGAAACUUCUUUGUCGAAACAGAUAACAAUUAGCAAAUACAGCUAUCAGACGUAAAAAGUAUUGAUGGUACUGAUGUACACGUUCUAAUGAACGCUGGUACUUAUAUACAGUUCUUCACUAGUUUCCUUUAUAGAGGAGCUGGUUUAAUCCAAAAUGCUUAUUGAUUGUCAGUAAUCUGCCACCAGCUCGGAGAGAAACACCUCAAGACUGAAAAAAAACCGGAAGAAACUCUUUGUUAUACCAAAAAUAUAAAUAGUGUUGCAUGAAUGAACGAAUUAACUGUUUCAGUGUAAUAUUAAUUGGUGUUUGUUUGGAGAACUCUGUGGUCUGGUGCUCAAAGUGUGUCAAAGUGUAUCUUUAAAUGAAAUUUAGUUUAAGCCACACCUUGCCAUUUGCCAAAUCAUUUUAAACAUAAUUUAUUUUUGCCAAAACAGCAUUUUAGCAAUACUAAAGGCAUUACAAAGGAAAAUUAUAAAGGCAUACCAAUACUAAUAUAUUUAAAUGCGAAUUUCUGUCUGUCUGUUGCUCUUUCACGGCCAAAACACUGAACCGAAU
Vanessa atalanta (red admiral) is the source of this 6861-nucleotide messenger RNA. RefSeq lists its product as uncharacterized. The coding region runs from base 292 to 5703 and encodes 1803 amino acids. The transcript is spliced from 16 exons. The record is from RefSeq and is a predicted model, not a curated record. NCBI's taxonomy places the organism in Eukaryota, Metazoa, Arthropoda, Insecta, Lepidoptera, Nymphalidae.